Molecule: messenger RNA, 4718 nt
Organism: Ictalurus furcatus (blue catfish)
Lineage: Eukaryota; Metazoa; Chordata; Actinopteri; Siluriformes; Ictaluridae
Gene: dcc
Product: DCC netrin 1 receptor
Exons: 29
Coding region: 1-4272 (1423 amino acids)
Biological process (GO): cell-cell adhesion
Cellular component (GO): membrane
Molecular function (GO): protein binding
Source: RefSeq, a predicted model, not a curated record
AUGGACAGCCAGACAGAGCAAGACAUCGAGUCAGAGCAGAGAGUAGCCCACCAUGGGAGGACAUCGAGGGACAGUCUUUUCUCCACAGGUUCUCAGACUCUACGUAGUUUCAUAGAGCUGCGUUUCGUGUUGGAGCCGCAGGACGUGGUAACAAUACGAGGUGGUGUGCUACAGCUGGACUGCCAGGCGCGAUCUGACCGUGGUCUUCCCUCCAUCUCGUGGAAGAAGGAUGGCGUGCUGCUGAGCUCGGUGGUGGACGAGCGGAGGCAGCAGCUGGGCAAUGGAUCACUUUUAGUGCAGAAUGUGGUGCACUCGCGUCAUCACCGACCUGAUGAGGGAGCCUACCAGUGUUUGGCCACUCUGGAGGGGGUGGGGGCCAUCGUCAGCCGUACAGCCAAGGUCACCGUUGCUGGUCCUUUACGUGUGGUGGUCCCCACUGAGUCGGUCUCAUCCUACAUGGGCGACACGGCGUUGCUGCGCUGCGAGGUGACAGGCGAGCCCAUGCCUGUAGUGCGCUGGCAAAAGAACCGUGACGAGCUGCCCUUGACCUUUGACCCCGAGAGCAGGGUGGUGGUGUUGCCCUCCGGCUCGCUGCAGGUCAGCAAGGUGCAGCCGCCUGACGCUGCCACCUACCGCUGCCUGGCCGAGAACCCAGGGAGCGCUCGCACAGGCACGGACGCCGACCUGAGGGUAUUACCGGAGCCUGGAGUAGUGAGGAAUCUGGUCUUCCUCCAGAGACCCGUGAAGGUCACGGCUCUACAGGGCAGAGACGCCGUGCUGGAAUGUUCCGCCUCCGGCUACCCGACCCCCUCCUUCUACUGGAUGAGAGGCAGUGAGAUUAUCCAAAUCAGAUCGAGGAAGUACUCGCUACUCGGCGGCAGCAACCUGCUAAUCAGCAGCGUCACGGACGACGACUCGGGCGCGUACAGCUGCGUAGCGUAUAACAAAAACGAGAACAUCACUUCUUCCUGUGAGCUCUCCGUGCUAGUGCCACCGCAGUUCUUGAACUACCCGUCCAACACGUACGCAUACGAGAGCUCGGAUAUCGAGAUGGAGUGUGCGGUGACGGGUAACCCUCAGCCCACCGUGCGCUGGAUGAAGAACGGAGAGGCAGUCAUCCCCAGCGACUACUUCCAGAUCGUGGAUGGUGGGAACCUUCAGAUUUUGGGCCUGGUGCGUUCAGAUGAAGGAUUCUACCAGUGUGUGGCAGAGAACGAGGCAGGCAACAACCUGGCAAUGGCCCAACUUAUACUCCUCGAGCUUGUUGUCCCGAGCUCAGGCGUCCUCCCCUCCUUCCCCCGGGAUGUGACCCCUGUGCUUGUGUCCAGCCGCUUUGUGCGCCUCUCAUGGCGCCCCCCAGUGGAGACACGUGGUACCAUCAUCACCUACGGCGUCUUCUACACGCAGGAGGGCAUCAACAGAGAGCGGUCGGUGAACGCGACAGAACCGGAGAGUCUCCAGUUGACGGUGAACAAUCUGAAGCCCGAGGCGGUUUAUAUCUUCAGGGUGGUGGCAUACAACGAGCUGGGGCCAGGAGAGAGCUCUGAGCAAAUCCGGCUCUCCACACAGCCUGAACUGCAGGUCCCUGGUCCUGUGGAGAACCUCCAAGCCGAGGCCAUGUCCCCGACCUCCAUCCAGGCCUCUUGGGAUCCUCCGGCAUACGCCAACGGCCCCAUCCAAGGCUACCGGCUCCUCUGGACCGAAACCUCCAGUGGCAAAGAGCAGAGCAUAGAGGUGCUUGGGCAAAGCUACAAAAUGGAAGGACUGAAGAAGUUUACAGAAUAUUCUUUACGUGUCCUGGCACUGAACCGCCACGGCCCGGGCAUCUCCACAGACGAUAUGUUCAUCACGACCUUCUCUGAUGUUCCGAGCGCUCCUCCCCAGAACAUCUCUCUAGAAGUGAUCUACUCGCGGAGUAUUAAAGUGAGCUGGCAGCCUCCUCCGGCCAACGCGCAGAACGGCUUCGUCACAGGCUACAAGAUCCGUUACCGUAAAACGGGCCGGCGAGGAGAGCAGGAGGCCAUCGAACCCAACAACCUGUGGUAUCUGUUCACAGGGCUGGAAAAAGGCAGUCAGUACAGCUUUCAAGUGGCGGCCAUGACGGUCAAUGGCACAGGCCCUAACUGCGAAUGGUACACUGCUGAAACGCCAGAAAACGACCUUGAUGAGACCCAGGUUCCGAACCAGCCAAGCUCGCUGCACGUCCGUCCCCUUCCCAACAGCAUCAUCAUGAGCUGGACGCCCCCACUGAACCCCAACAUAUUGGUGAGGGGUUACAUCAUUGGCUAUGGCGUGGGGAGUCCCUAUGCUGACACAGUGCGAGUGGACAGCAAGCAGCGCUACUACUCCAUUGAAAACUUAGAGCCCAGCUCCCAUUACGUGAUCUCGCUAAAGGCCUUCAAUAAUGCAGGAGAAGGUGUGCCGCUGUAUGAGAGCGCUGUCACCAGAUCCAUGUCAGAUACGUCCACUCCCAUGAUCCCCCCUGUAGGCGUGCAGGCUGUGGCUCUCUCCUCGGACUCGGUCAGGGUGAGCUGGGCCGAUAACUCCAUGAGCAAAAACCAGAAGAGCAGCGAAACGCGCUAUUACUCCGUCAAAUGGAGGGGCAGUCACUCCAGCAGCAGCAAGUACAAGUCUGCAGACACCACCGGACUGAGUCACACGGUAACGGGUCUGAAGCCAAACACCAUGUACGAGUUUGCCGUCAUGGUGACGAAAGGCCGCAAGUCGAGCACGUGGAGCAUGACGGCACACGCCACCACGUAUGAAGCAGCGCCGAGCUCCGCCCCGAAGGACCUGACGGUGAUCGGUCGAGAGGGUCGUCCCAGGUCGAUUCUCAUCAGCUGGCAGCCGCCGCUCGAAGCUAACGGCAAGAUCACAGGUUAUAUCGUGUACUACACAUUGGAUAAGAACAUGGCCAUCGAUGACUGGGUGAUGGAGCCCAUUAGUGGAGACAGGCUCACCCACCAAGUCAUGGAUCUGAAUCUCGACACCGUCUACUAUUUCCGCAUCCAGGCCAAAAACGCCAAGGGGGUGGGGCCUCUCUCUGAGCCCGUCCAAUACAAGACGUCCAAAGUCGAACAUCCGGACAAGAUGGCCAACGACCAAGGUCGUCAUGGAGACAGUAGCUACUGGCCUUCGGACAAUAACCUGAUUGACAGGAGCAGCCUGAAUGAGCCACCCAUCGGUCAGAUGCGGCCGCCGCACGGCAGCGUGACUCCUCAGAAGAACAGCAACCUGCUGGUGAUCAUCGUGGUGUCUGUGGGCGCCGUCACCGUUGUCGUCGUAGUCAUCGUGGCUCUCAUUUGCACACGCCGAUCCUCUGCACAACAAAGGAAAAAGCGUGCCACGCACAGUGCUGGGAAAAGGAAAGGAAGUCAGAAAGACCUGCGACCUCCUGACCUGUGGAUCCACCAUGAGGAGAUGGAGCUGAAGAACAUCGAGAAACCAUCCAGCUCCGCCCCGUCCGGCCGAGAAUCACCGAUCCAGAGCUGCCAAGAGAUUGCCCCCGUCAGCCACAGCCAAUCAGAGAGCCAGAUGGGCAGCAAGAGUAGCCACUCAGGUGGUGAUGCAGAUGAAGUGUCCAGCGGCAUAUCCACUCUAGACCGCUCCCUAGCUACACGGAGAGCGACUCGCUCGAAGAUGAUGAUCCCGAUGGAGUCUCAGCCCAGCAAUACACCGGUGGUCAGUGCCAUCCCGGUUCCAACACUGGAGAGCAGUCAGUACCCGGGCAUCCUGCCUUCUCCGACAUGUGGCUACACCCCUCACUCGAAAUUCACCCUCAGGCCGAUGCCCUUUUCCACGCUCACUGUGGACCGAGGCUACGCCGCAGCCAUAACCACAGAGACCCCCCAGCCUCAGGCAUCUCUGAUCCCCACCGUUCAGCCCGAAGCGUCGGGAGCAGAGGAGCUCCCGAGCCGCUCCAUUCCCACAGCGUGCGUCAGACCCACACACCCCCUGCGUAGCUUCACCAACCCUCUCCUGCCCCCACCUAUGGGCACCAUCGAGCCCAAAAUCUACACUCCCAUGAUGCCACAGCCAGGUGGCAGUCUCCCUAAACCCCAAGUCAAGACAGCUUCGUUAGGACAGGCUGGGAAAGCCAGAUCACCGCUACUUCCUGUCUCCGUUCCGACAGCACCCGAAACCGCAGAGGAAGGGCAGAAACCAGCAGAAGACCCCGCAAGUGUAUAUGAGCAGGACGACCUGAGCGAACAGAUGGCCAGUCUAGAGGGACUGAUGAAGCAGCUGAACGCCAUCACCGGCUCGGCAUUUUAACGUCGGGGACGCAUCGGCGGGAGCUGUGAUCUAGCGGCGGGACGGCACGCCAUGAACCGGGCCACCCACCUGUGACUUUUCAGACUCUCUGGUGUCCCGUAUCCCUCUGCUCUGGCCUUUAUUCCACUCAUGCGUUCAUCGGCGAAAAACCCUGCGAUGAAACAACAAAAAAAAAAGAAAUAAAAAGAAGGGAAAUCAAUCAAUCAAUCAAUCAAUCAAUCAAUCACACGCAAGACUCGUAGAAAGGCACUGUUUUUAAAGACGGAGCUCCAUUUAGAGCUGGGCCACCUCGAGAGGAUUCCUUCACCAACGUUUUCCGUCUUUCCUUUGGUCUUUUCCCCUCGCGUUUGCAGCUUUGGCGAAUAUAAAUAUCACGGAGAAGACCGGGUUCCGAAAAUGACACGCCGUUUUCCUCAGGUCCAUCUCUCUGCUGCGCCGUCGCUCCA